This is a messenger RNA of Lolium perenne, 3017 nucleotides long. Its product is annotated as subtilisin-like protease SBT1.5. Gene Ontology annotation, molecular function: serine-type endopeptidase activity. Gene Ontology annotation, biological process: proteolysis. Lineage: Eukaryota; Viridiplantae; Streptophyta; Magnoliopsida; Poales; Poaceae. The record is from RefSeq and is a predicted model, not a curated record.
UAUCCAUCCCUGCCGACCCGUCUCUACUCUGGACGAUGACUCCACUCCAGUGCAGCGAGGGCCACACCCCUCCGGGAAAUGGCACGGCCACCCCGGAGCAGACGAUCAAGACCAUUACCUCUCUGUUGCACUACACCACGGCAGAACCACGGUGUCGUCUUUACCCGAGGAGAGCCCUGCCCUCGCUUUGUGCUUUCCCCUUCGCUUCUCCACUCCACUCCACUCCCUAUCCCCAUUCCCCAUUCCCCAAUCCCAAAUCCAUUCUCUUGGCCCGAUCCGCAGCCACGCAAUGGAGGCACUCCGGCUGCUGCUUCUCCUUCUUGCUGUCGUCGUGGGCGUCUCCGGCGGCAGCGGGGCCGAUGAUGCAGGAGGGGCGAGGACCUACAUCGUGCGGAUGGAUGCCGACGCAAAGCCGUCAGCUUUCCCGACGCACGCGCAUUGGUACGAGUCGGCGGUGCUGGCGGCGUCCGGGGGCGGGGACUGGCCGGAGGGCGGCCCGCUGAUCCACACCUACUCCGCCGCGCUCCACGGCUUCUCCGCGCGGAUGUCCCCGUCCGCCGCCGCGUCCCUAGCGACCGCUCGCGGCGUGGCGGCCGUGGUGCCGGAGCGCGUCCGCCACCUCGCCACCACGCGCUCCCCGCGGUUCCUCGGGAUGCUCUCCUCCCCGCCCUCAGCCAUCCUCGCGGACUCCGACUUCGGGUCCGACCUCGUCAUCGCCAUCAUCGACACCGGCAUCUCGCCCACGCACCGCAGCUUCAGCGACCGGGGCCUCGGCCCGGUCCCGCCGAAAUGGCGCGGCGUGUGCGCCUCGGGGCCCGGCUUCCCGCCCAGCUCCUGCAACCGCAAGCUCGUCGGCGCCCGCUUCUUCUCCGCCGGGUACGAGACCACCUCCGGCCGGAUGAACGAGAGCGCCGAGAUCAGGUCCCCGCUCGACAACGACGGGCACGGGACGCACACGGCCUCCAUCGCCGCCGGCCGGUACGUGUUCCCGGCCUCCACCCUCGGCUACGCGCGCGGCGUCGCCUCCGGGAUGGCCCCGAAGGCGCGCCUCGCCGCCUACAAGGUGUGCUGGGCCGGCGGCUGCUUCGACUCCGACAUCCUCGCCGCCUUCGACGCCGCCGUCGCCGACGGCGUCGACGUCGUCUCCCUCAGCGUCGGCGGCGUCGUCGUGCCCUACUACCUCGACGCCAUCGCAAUCGGGGCCUUCGGCGCCACGGAGGCCGGGAUCGUCGUCUCCGCUUCCGCCGGCAAUGGCGGCCCCGGCGGGCUCACCGUCACCAAUGUGGCGCCCUGGAUGACCACCGUCGGCGCUGGGUCCAUGGACCGCGCCUUCCCGGCCAAUGUGCGCCUCGGCAACGGCCAGGUGCUCGACGGCGUCAGCGUCUACGGUGGGCCCGUGCUCCAGGCCGGCAAGAUGUACGAGCUGGUGUACGCUGGGGCUACAAACACCGGCGCAUCACCGUCCGCCGCGGACGGCUACUCGGCGUCGAUGUGCCUCGACGGUUCACUCGACCAGGCGGUCGUGCGCGGGAAGAUCGUGGUUUGCGACCGCGGCGUGAACUCGCGCGCCGCCAAGGGCGACGUGGUCCACCGCGCGGGCGCCGUCGGGAUGGUGCUCGCCAACGGUGCGUUCGACGGCGAGGGCCUAGUGGCUGACUGCCACGUGCUCCCCGCCACCGCCGUCGGCGCCGCCUCCGGGGAGAAGCUCCGGAAGUACAUUGCGUCGUCCACUCCGCAGAAGCCGGCCACGGGCACCAUCCUCUUCCAAGGGACUCACCUCGGCGUGCACCCAGCGCCGAUGGUGGCGGCGUUCUCGGCGCGUGGCCCGAACCCCCAGUCUCCAGAGAUCCUCAAACCGGACCUGGUAGCCCCCGGUCUGAACAUCCUCGCUGCAUGGCCCAGCGGCGUUGGCCCGGCCGGCAUUCCCUCAGACGGCCGCCGCACGGAAUUCAACAUCCUCUCGGGCACCUCCAUGGCUUGCCCGCACAUCUCCGGCCUCGCCGCGCUGCUCAAGGCCGCGCACCCCAGCUGGAGCCCAGCAGCGAUCAAGUCGGCGCUCAUGACCACGGCCUACCUCAAGGACAACAGCAACGGCACCAUGAUCGACGAGUCCACCGGCGCGGUGGCCGACGUGUUCGACUUCGGCGCCGGGCACGUCGACCCGAUGCGCGCCAUGGACCCUGGCCUCGUCUACGACAUCGGCCCCGCGGACUACGUCAACUUCCUCUGCAACCUGAACUACACCGAGCAGAACAUCCGCGCGAUCACGCGGCGCCCGGCCGACUGCCGCGGCGCGCGCCGCGCCGGCCACGCCGGCAACCUGAACUACCCGUCUAUGUCCGCCAUGUUCGUCGCGGAUGGCACCAAUCCGACGAUGAAGACGCACUUCAUCCGGACGGUGACCAACGUCGGCGGUGGCAGGGCGGUGUACCGCGCGGCCGUCAGGGCGCCCGAGGGGAGCACCGUGACGGUGCAGCCCAAGCAGCUGGUGUUCCGGCGCGACGGGCAGAAGCUGAGCUUCACGGUGCACGUCGAGGCCGCCAUGCCGACGCAGGCGAAGAAGAUGGAGCCCGGGAGCUCGCAGGUGAGGAGCGGGGCCCUGACGUGGAGCGACGGCAGGCAUGCCGUCGUUAGCCCGAUCGUCGUGACACUGCAAGCGCCAGUGCAGUAGGCAAGCUCGUCGUGAAAAGAUCGAUCGAGCCAAGUGAAGUGAAACACGAUGGAUCUCUUUGUGUUGUGCUACGGCAUUGCUCGGUAGACCAUAGACUCUGUAGACUCGAGAACUCCAGCUCAGAGUUCUUUGAUCCUUCCCAUCUUGCUCCAAUCUUCCGUGGGCAAAGCCACUGUGUGGUUUUCCAGGUGUACAAUGUGAGGCUUUUUAAGUGGUUUAUGGUGCGUGUAGAAAAGGAGAAAGGUGCCUAUGACCUGACCUCACAUGGGUGCGUGUACAUAUGAUUGUGAAAUGUCAAAUGGGGGUAAUGUGGAGUACUGCUUUGGUACUUUGAUUGGACUCGGAA